CUUUUAGAUAGUGAAGAAAUAACAAAUGGCCAAGAAAAGAAUAAUGGUGAUCAUGAAGUUUUAAUGAGAAAGUCAUCUAGUAAGAUAUUAGAAACUAUACCUGAAAAUGCAGCAAAGAAAGAGGAUGAAAAAAAUGAUGUGACUAGUGUUGAUUCAGAACAUUUAGUCUAUUUUGUGGAUAAUGUGCCUUUGGAAAAGAUUUUGAAAGAGACAUUAGAUUCAUUAGGAAUUGUUAAUGCUGUAUGGACAUUAGCUAAAGAAGGUAAAUUUCAUGAAAUUUCAUUUCCUUGUGAACCAGGCUACAAGUGUGAUUUGAUUUUACGCGCCUUAAUAACUAAAGGAAUUGGAUUUCGAGGAGGCUCAACAAUAGGGGUAAUGCCAUGUGCUAUUUUCUAUCAAGAUGUUGAUGAAAAUGAGGGAGAAAAUAGUAAUGAAGGAAGUGAUGCUGAAAGUGAUGGGGGGAGUGAAGAAUCAACGAAAUGGAAAACAGAAAAGAAAGGACGAUCAAUUUCUAAAUCUGUUCAACAUAAAUUUUUGAAAUCUGUAACUUCACGUUUAACAGUUGCUCAGGUUGUUGAAGGUGUAAGGGCUAAUGCAAAUCUGAAUUUUGAUUUUGUAAUGUUUACUAUCUUAGCAAGUAUAAUUGCUGCAGUUGGACUUGUUGAAAGUAGUUCUGUAAUAUUGGUUGCCAGUAUGUUAAUAUCACCACUUAUGGGUCCAAUCUUGGCUGGUACUUUUGGAACUGUAAUUCAAGAUGGGCCUCUUCGUAAUUUAGGAAUAAAAACAGAAAUUCUUGGUCUUCUUCUAUGUAUAUUAUUUGGAUUCCUAUUUGGAUUAAUUAGUGGUCCAUUCAGUAAUCAGUGGGUUCAAGGUGAUUGGCCAACCAAAGAAAUGACUUCAAGAGGUGAACUUCGAAGUUUAUGGCUUGGUGUAUUAGUUGCUUUACCAUCUGGUGCUGGAGUAGCUCUCUCUGUGUUAGGUGGAAAUGCAGGAUCACUUGUCGGUGUUGCAAUAUCUGCUUCUCUUCUUCCACCAGCAGUCAAUGCUGUAAAGUAUUUUAAAAAAAUAUCUAUUUCUAUAAAGCUGAUUGAAUAA
Centruroides sculpturatus (bark scorpion) is the source of this 1095-nucleotide messenger RNA. RefSeq lists its product as uncharacterized. The record is from RefSeq and is a predicted model, not a curated record. The transcript is spliced from 11 exons. Bases 64 to 1095 code for a protein of 343 amino acids. NCBI's taxonomy places the organism in Eukaryota, Metazoa, Arthropoda, Arachnida, Scorpiones, Buthidae.